CGAUACGACUGCCGUUUCCACCACUAGCACCACCACAUACCCACAUCCACUAGAUUUUCACCACCCGAGCAGGAGAGCUUCUUUAAGGACGAUAUCAAUCAUGAUACACAAUGGAGCGAUAAGCUAAGCUUAUCAGCCAAAUUUGAGCUAAAUGUCCUGCUAUAUGGUCAAAAUGAAGUGGAUAUUAUGCGGCGUACCACGUUGUUGGUAUUGUAGGUCCUGGACCGUGCCUGGCAGAUCGAGAACUGUGCUCUUAUCGACAUGAAGGUGGAAAACGGCAUUGAUACUGAUGGUAACAUUGUUCUGGCCGAUAUCAUUGACUCGGUUUCGUGGCGCCUGUGGCCACCUGGGGAUAAACGUCUUAUGGUGGACAAACAGCUCUAUCGCAAUCUUACCUCUGUGACCAGCAGCGAUAUGGAUACGGUAAAGCGCAAUUUCAUUUGGGUAUCCGAACAAUUGGUUGAUAUUGUGCCAAAAAAGGACUAUCUGGUGGUCAUACUGAUGGGCAGUGCUUGGGACACAUCGCAUAGUAAGAAAAUUGCCAGCAGUUGCCGUUCUCUGGGACUGAAUGUAGAGCUACGGAAUAGCAUCAUAUUUGUGGCCGUAGCUGGACGUUCGAAUGGUUUGGGUCCUGUUGUAUCCGGUAGCACCAAUUAUCCGAUUAUUAAUUACCCGCCUGUCAAGUCGGAAAACAUGCAGGUGGAUGCUUGGUCCAGUUUGAAUCUGCCCUCGGGCUUGGGAUGUGCCACCGUUCUUUAUCCAGAGGAAGCUGCAUUGCAUGCCGCUGCAAUUUUGGGCAUGUUCAACUUUAUGAUUUGGUCCAAAUUGCGUGCGAAGCAGUUGAAUAACUUUGUAACUCUCAAGAAGGCCGACAAGGAGCUGCGAGGUGAGCGCAAUGCCUAAAGGAUUAUGGACCAAUAGUCUCAAGUUCGUUUUAAAUAUAUAUACGCAUAUUUAUUUUAUUUAUUUUUGUUCUAUUUCAAGAACAUUUUACUUUAAGCGUGACACAAAAUAAAAAGACCGA
This is a messenger RNA of Drosophila willistoni, 1024 nucleotides long. Its product is annotated as multifunctional protein ADE2-like. The transcript is spliced from 3 exons. Gene Ontology annotation, biological process: 'de novo' IMP biosynthetic process. Bases 262 to 903 code for a protein of 213 amino acids. NCBI's taxonomy places the organism in Eukaryota, Metazoa, Arthropoda, Insecta, Diptera, Drosophilidae. The record is from RefSeq and is a predicted model, not a curated record.